Molecule: messenger RNA, 708 nt
Organism: Grus americana (Whooping crane)
Lineage: Eukaryota; Metazoa; Chordata; Aves; Gruiformes; Gruidae
Gene: MRPL34
Product: mitochondrial ribosomal protein L34
Exons: 2
Coding region: 80-427 (115 amino acids)
Biological process (GO): translation
Cellular component (GO): mitochondrial large ribosomal subunit; ribosome
Molecular function (GO): structural constituent of ribosome
Source: RefSeq, a predicted model, not a curated record
CCGCGAUUGGCCGGGCGGAGGGAGCCAGUAGGAAGCGGCGUUGUUGUGAGGACGGUGUUGUCAGGACGGGCUGAGGGUCAUGGCGGGGCUGGGCCGCCUCUGGCCGCGGGCUCUUGGCGGCAGAUUGCUUUUAUUCCAGCAAGCUGCAGCCCAUCCUUUCCAGCUCCGAGCAGCCUCAGUCCUGUCGGGUUCCCUGGAGCUGCCUCUCAGAAGCCAUCUCUCCUUCAAGCCCGCAGCCGUCUGCCCCGGCGUGGUGUCUUCCUGGAACCACCAACAGAUCCGUACAAAAGCACGUGGGAACGAAUAUCAACCGAACAACCGCAAGCGCAAACGGACCCACGGCUGGAUCAAGCGCAUCAGCACGCCGGCCGGCAUCGAGGUUAUCCUCCGGCGUAUGCUGAAGGGCAGGAAGUCUCUGACCCACUGAGGGCUCCGCCCGGGAGGUGGAUCUGGUGCGGGGAAAGCCAAAAUGGAGCCCUGGAGCUGCCGCGGCUUUGGAGCGACCCGGCUUGAGCGUCUGUGCUGAGGGAGACCGUCCCUCUCGUGUCGGGAGCGUGCGAGGAAUCGCGCAGGCUUGAGGGCGGCCUCCGAGGGCUUUGUUUAAUGGCUGCUUUUUAAAUUGUAAAAUUAUUGCCACUUGUAUGUGCCAUCCAAAGAUAAACUUGUGAAAACACGAGCUGUGAUUAAACCCCGGCAACUCGCCUUGAA